AUGCAUCUCCUCUCCUUGCUGGCGCUGCUCCCCGCAGCCCUCGCCAACUCGCUGAACGUCCGCGCGACGGCCUGCAACAACUCGCCCGAUCUCUGCGACAAGUCCUACGGCGACAUCACCCACCUGGGCGCCCACGACAGUCCCUUCGUCGGCAGCUCGUCGUCGGACAUGUCCCUAGCCAGCAACCAGUACUACGAUACCCCGACCCAACUCAGCGCCGGUGUCCGUCUCGUCUCCGCACAAGUACACAAGAGCAACUCGCAAUGGCGACUCUGCCACUCAGACUGCAACCUGAUGGACGCGGGUUUGCUAAGUGACUGGCUCGGCGAUAUUAAAGAGUGGCUGGACGACAACCCCAAUGAAGUCGUAACAAUUCUCCUGGUAAACUCCGAUUCCGCCUCCGCCUCCGACCUCAACAUCGAGUUCAAAAACGGCAACAUAACCUCCUACGCCUACGAGCCAGACUCCCUAACCUCCGCGCCAACCACCUGGCCCACCCUCCAAAAAAUGAUCGACUCCGGCAAACGCCUCGUCGUCUUCGUCCCCGGCCUCACAGCCUCAGACAGCUACCCUUACCUGAUGAACGAGUGGACCUUCAUGUGGGAAAACAAUUACGAUGUUUCCUCCCCCUCGGACUUCUCCUGCGAAGCCAACCGCCCAACAACCGACACCGCAACCGCCCUCGCCUCCAACAAACUUCCUCUGAUGAACCACUUCCUCUACUCAACCGACCUCUCCGAGAUCGGCAUCGAGUACCCCAACUCCAGCUACGUGUCCACCACCAACGCGGCCUCCGGCGGCGUCGGGAACCUCGGCACCACCGCGAGCAAGUGUAAGAAGCAGUGGGGUCGUCAGCCAACCUUCAUUCUGGUGGAUUUCUUCAAUCGUGGACCGGCGAUCGACACGGUGGAUAAUCUGAAUAAUGUUACGAAUGCCGUUGGUCGGACGUCGGUUUCGUCUUCGUCGACUUCGUCGAGUGAUGGGGCUACUAUCAAUAAUGUCUUUAAAGGUCUUGUUGAGUUGGCGAAUUCGGCGAAGGAGGGGGCGACGCCGUCGAUGGGGAAUUGGAUUUGGGUUGGGGGGAACUGGAAUAGUAUCCUGGGUGGUGGUAUUCCCAUGAGCUGA
Molecule: messenger RNA, 1125 nt
Organism: Penicillium argentinense
Lineage: Eukaryota; Fungi; Ascomycota; Eurotiomycetes; Eurotiales; Aspergillaceae
Exons: 3
Coding region: 1-1125 (374 amino acids)
Biological process (GO): lipid metabolic process
Molecular function (GO): phosphoric diester hydrolase activity
Source: RefSeq, a predicted model, not a curated record